AUGCCUGCCGCCAUAGCUGACGCCCCGGCCGUUGCCAUGUCCUUUGCCAACAAUUUCUGGGGCAAGGACGAUGCUGGUGUCGGCCCCCUUCUGGAGCGAAUGAUAAAUUCGAAGCAGACCUGCGACGAGCUCAAGAACUUCUAUGGCGUCCGAGCUGCGAUCGAAGAUGAGUACUCCCGAAAGCUGCUGAACCUGAGCAAGAAGAACCUUGGGUCCCACGAAACCGGAACGUUGAAGGCUUCCCUGGACACGGUCCGCGGCGAGCUCGAGGCCAUGGCCAAGCAACACCAGAACAUUGCCGCGCAGAUGAAGACGGAGCUCGAAGAACCGCUGGCCGCGUUCGCGGGUGGGAUCAAGGAACGACGAAAGAUUAUUCAGAACACUGUCGAGAAGCUGCUCAAGGUCAAGAUCCAGCAGACGAACCAUGUCAACAAGACUCGAGACAAGUAUGAACAGGAAUGCUUGAAAAUUAAAGGUUAUCUCGCACAAGGCCACAUGGUCAUGGGCCAGGAAGAGCGGCGAAACAAGGCCAAGCUGGAGAAGACGCAAAUCAGCCUGGCGACCUCAAACACCGAGUACGAGAACGCUGUCAAGGUCUUGGAGGAAACCACCACUCGAUGGAACCGGGAGUGGAAGGCCGCUGCCGACAAAUUCCAGGAUCUCGAGGAAGAGCGGCUCGACUUCACCAAGAACAGCCUCUGGACCUUUGCCAACAUCGCCUCGACGGUGUGUGUCAGCGAUGACGCCUCUUGCGAGAAGAUUCGGCUCUCUCUCGAGAGCAUGGAUGUUGAGACUGACAUUAUUACUUUCAUCAAUGAGCGUGGCACAGGUCAAGAGAUUCCCGAGGCCCCCAAGUAUAUCAACUUCGUCCGUGGCGAUGUUCACGACGACCAAUCUGAGGCUUCCGAUGAUGACAACAAUUAUACCGUGGCGCAGUUUCCUCGGAGCAUCAACCCGGCCUUCCGCUCAUCGUCGCCCCAGCCUUCUACGUUCGAGUCUCACCAUGACCCCAACUCCCCGUUGGCAAACGAUUUGGCCCACAGACCUCCCCCCAAGCCCACUGGUCGUGAGGGCGCGGCAACUCCUCAGAAGAGCCCCCAGAAGUUGCUUCCUGCCGGGCGACCGUCCAUGGACGACCCCUAUCGCAAACAGCAACCUCCGAGUAUGGAUGAUCGAUAUCGAAAGCAGCCGCCGGCGGUUGAAGAUCAGUAUCGCCGACAGCAACAACCACCUGCUCCGGACGAUCAGUAUCGCCGACAGCUACCUCCUGCAGAGGAACAGCAACAGCAACCGCAUGGGAGGCAGCCACCUGCGGCUGAUGACCCAUAUCGUCGGCAGCAGCCCGGGGCCGAUGAUCAGUACCGGAGACCACCCCCGGGGGCAGAGGAUCAGUUUCGAAGGUCGCAGACGGGCUCACAGCCUCCUUCGCCAUACGACAAUCUGCACCAAUCUCCAAAGCCGACAACCCCCCAUGACCCUUAUCCAAAGGAUGGGAUGACGAUGCUGUGCCGCCCUGGGGCGCCAUCGGCCAGCAGCCCCCAGAUCCAGUCUGCGAGACCCUCUAGCCGAGAUUCCCGCAGCGAGUAUUCCGAUCCUACGUCGAUUUCCAGCCAGGAGCCCCAAGCCGGCAAAAUGUCUCCAGUCAAGCAGGAUGCACCGACCUCGUCAAGCCCCGAUAAGCGGAUGAUGAAGAAGAAGAGCGGCUUCUUCCAGAACCACAGCCCCUUCAGACGCAAGAGCACCAAGGAUUUGCAAGCUGCCGCCGCUGCCGGCAGUCCACAGCCCGGCAAUAGAAACACCUGGCACCCGUCUCAGUCUCAGUCUCAGACAUCGACCAGCCCUGUGCGUCGGCCUGCGCCCUAUGGCAACAGUGAGCCGCAGACUAGGAAUCUGCUCAAGGAACGGACCGCCAGCCCCGAGCCGAUCGAUGCGAACGCCAGUUUGGCUCUUGGUGUCGGUCAGAAUGUUCUGCCGGUGACGACGCCAGACACCAAUCGACAGAAGCCACAGCAGCCGGUUCAGAAGGCUGAGCCGGCCGACCCAAUCGCGGCCGCCUUGGCAGAACUCAAGAAUGUCAACGUGAAUAAGCAGGCCUCGGUGAGAAUGUCAGCGGACCACUAUCACGGCAUUUCCACCCCAGUUCCGACCAACGAUGCUGCUGCCAUGACGCGGGCCUUCCCAGCUCCUGGUAGCCAUGAUGCUGCUGCCGCCGCUCGCGGAACACCUCCGCCUUCGUAUCAAGCACAGACUCAGGUGACGAGACUGGGCGUUCCCCCUCCAGCUGUGACGUCCAGGGCCAUGAAGGAGGCUACCCAGAAGAUCACGGGCCAGGCAAGGAGCAUCUUUGGCGAUGAUGGGCGCCGGGGGUCCGUAAGCAACCCUGCGUCGCCAAUUUCCCGUCCUGGCACUCGAGGCAACGACGCGUCAGGCUCAGUUUCUCCAGGCGGCAACCGCGGCGCAUCCCCUCAACCUCAACGGCGAAUGAGCAACGAUCCUCGACAGAUGGGUCGAAACUCGGUGUCGCCAAACCCUUACAUCGACCACCGCCGAAACGGCUCUCAGGCCAGUCUGGCGCAGCAGAAUCAAGGAUAUUAUCGCGGAGCCUCGCCCCACGGAUCGACUCGAGGCUCGACCAGGGGUGCCUCGCCGAACCCAUAUCAAGGCGACUACAGCCAUUCUCCGAGCCGUCCGCAGAGCAGCUACGGCGGCUCUGAGAUGGCGAUGCAGCUGGCCGGCGAUGAUCGAUAUGGUUCGACAAGAAGCCGAAGCUCUAUGCGGCCCGGCUCUCGCGCCAUGGGCCUAUACGACGGAGGGCAUCAGCGAAGCAAGAGCGUCGCUGAUCCAUCUCGGCAGUAUAAUCGAGACGGGCGACCGAUUUUGCACAUGGCACGCGCAUUGUACAUGUAUCAGGCCGCUAUUCCCGAGGAACUUGGCUUCGCUAAAGGCGACUACCUAGCCGUCUUCCGUCAUCAGGAUGACGGUUGGUGGGAGGCAGAAGUCCAUGGCGGAAAUGGCCAAGUUGGGCUGGUCCCAAGCAACUACCUCCAGCCGUGCUGA
Molecule: messenger RNA, 3057 nt
Organism: Trichoderma citrinoviride
Lineage: Eukaryota; Fungi; Ascomycota; Sordariomycetes; Hypocreales; Hypocreaceae
Exons: 5
Coding region: 1-3057 (1018 amino acids)
Biological process (GO): cytoskeleton organization
Cellular component (GO): cytoplasm; mitotic actomyosin contractile ring, proximal layer; cell division site
Molecular function (GO): phospholipid binding; protein binding
Source: RefSeq, a predicted model, not a curated record